Molecule: messenger RNA, 1696 nt
Organism: Protobothrops mucrosquamatus (brown spotted pit viper)
Lineage: Eukaryota; Metazoa; Chordata; Lepidosauria; Squamata; Viperidae
Gene: MFAP3L
Product: microfibril associated protein 3 like
Exons: 3
Coding region: 94-1236 (380 amino acids)
Source: RefSeq, a predicted model, not a curated record
GGGAAAGCUGUGGACAAGAAAACGUAUCGGCCAACGAAGCUGCCUCUUGGUCCACUAACUGUGAUUGGCAGAUAUAUUUGCAGACAGGUGAACAUGUUCAAGAGCCACCUUCUUUUGUACUACUGGACCGUCUUUCAUGUUUUCGAUUUAUUAGCAGUAUGGACAACUGCUGAAGAUGUCAUUAACAGCACUUUAAAUCAUACAGACCUGUUGAUCGGAUCUGUACCAAUGGUAAUCUCCAGAAUUGACCACAUUAUAGUCAAGGAAGGUUAUAGUGCCUUGAUUGACUGCAACGUUCAAGGUUAUCCAGAACCAGUGUACAAGUGGUACAACUCAAAUGGCCAUUUGGUGAAAGAAGAUGGUGACAGAGCAGGAAAAUGGAUUCUCAAUAGCGGGCAACUAAAUAUUACCAGUGUGUCAUUUGAAGAUCGAGGAAAAUACACAUGUGUUGCGUCUAACAUCUAUGGCAAAGUGAAUAAUACUGUCACUCUAAGGGUUGUAUUUACUGCUGGAGACAUGGGGAUCUACUACAUGAUUGUAUGUCUUGUAGCAUUUACUAUUGUUUUGAUCUUAAAUAUUACUAGACUAUGCAUGAUGAGUAGCCACUUGAAAAAGACUGAGAAAGCUAUCAAUGAAUUUUUUCGGACAGAAGGAGCUGAAAAGCUGCAAAAAGCUUUUGAGAUUGCUAAGCGCAUCCCAAUCAUCACCUCAGCAAAAACUCUUGAGCUUGCCAAAGUAACCCAGUUUAAGACAAUGGAGUUUGCCCGCUACAUUGAGGAACUAGCUAGAAGUGUUCCCCUACCACCUCUUAUAAUUAAUUGUAGGACUAUAAUGGAAGAAAUCAUGGAAGUAGUCAGAUUAGAGGAACAAGGCCAUAAAUUUGUACGGCAAUCAGCUGUGGGGCAAGGGAUCAUGGACCCUGAUGAAAUGUACAUGAUUUCCAGUCCCCUAAAGCGUAGUGACUCUCUUGCUGCUGAUUCGGAUGCAUCUUCUUUGCAUGAACCACCACUCAAGAUUGCUAUAAAAGCCUCAGUUCACCAGUUAACUAAGAAGGACAGUAUUGAUCACCUGACACACGAUAGUGUAGUUUUACAAAUGAAAGAAGAGAAAGAAGUUGCUCAGGUACAGGCACAACCUAGUGACCUGGUCUUGGAACCUUCUACUGAAUUCACCUCAAUUGAGACAAUUGUGGGAAGCGGCAAGGAAACAUGUACUAUUUAUGAAAGCCAUUUAUGAUCAUUUAUCAGCAAAUGCAUAAUAAUAAAAAUAGUGAUACAAUGAGGUGGCAGAGGUGAUAAAUCAAAAAGAUUUUUUUACCAGUAAGCCUUGUCUGAACACUAUAAUUGCAAAAACAAUAUGGAUGGAUUACCUGAUACAUUCUUUCUCAUUAUAUACUGUGCAGUAUAUUUAGCUGAGACAUUUGAUAGAAUAAUUCCUAUGACACUAAUAUUUAAUUGCUCUUUUUGUUCCAGGGAGAUUUUAAUUAAUAUUAUUUUAGCUCACAAAACAGAUAAUGGAUUAGGAUUCUGUUGAUUGCAAGAACAUCUAGAAAUUGUGUUUACCACUUAGAAAUAAGUUCUUAAAAUUCUCAAUCUGAACAUUCCAUUUCAGAGUAGAGCUGUUGAAGUCAGGAGAGCUUUUGUAAGAUCUGUAAUAACAAGAUGCUAUAAUGCUAUAAUAUAACCUAAUGCAUACA